UCUGUUCACAGUUUUAGCGCUUCAGAGUUUGAUACUUCAAGAAGCGACGAACCGAACCUUUUCUUUAGAUUUCAUUUUCAACUACCUUUUAGUUCAUUGAUCUCCUUUCAAUAUCAAAUCUAACCGAACCAAUCACAUCUGCAAAAAUCGUUCUCUAGCGUACAAACUCUCUCUGAUAUCAUUUUCAGGAAGAGAAGCGAUUCUUGAUUGCAUUCAAGAUUCCAAAUUUCCGACCCUGUUUGUUUCUCGAGAAAAACCCAGUUUCGAAUCUCGAGGUUUUUCUCUUUUUGAGCUAUUAUAUACUUUGUAAAUAGUUAUCUUCUUUUGACUUUUGAGCUUCUACGCUUUUCUGGGGCUUUUGUGGGAUUUGAUUCAAAGUAUUAUGUCGUGAGCGAAGAUGGUGUCGUUCACUCGAAAGCGGAUGGUUUUGUUCGUGGUGUUGUUAUCACUUGUAUCUGGGUUGGUGCACCUUGCCAUCACAUGUAAUAAUAGGUUGAGGUUGCCUUGGGAGGUGGAGACUCCUAUAUACGCUAAGAGGCCGCGUCCUCUAUGGAGGUUUUACCAGUGGGAGCCUGUGAGGUCUUUAGAGCCUUUGAGGCCUUAUGCCAAUCCCAGAGGCAGCUAUCCUGUUCCAAGAGAAAAGAACAAUGGUUUCAUCUAUGCAAAAAUUUUUGGUGGCUUUGCAAAGAUAAGAUCUUCGAUCUGUGAUCUUGUCGCCAUAUCCAGGCUUCUCAAUGCUACUCUUGUCAUUCCAGAAAUCCAAGAAAGUACUCGAUCGAAACACAUUAGUCACAAAUUCAAAAGCUUUUCGUAUCUCUAUAACGAGGAUGAGUUCAUAGCAUCACUCUCAAAAGAUGUAAUCAUCGUGAAGAGCCUACCUGAGGAUUUGAAGGCCGCUAGAAAGAGGAAUGAGAUCCCUACAUUUAAGCCAAAAGGUUUUGCUUCUCCAAAUUUUUAUAUGAAAGAAGUUCUGCCAGAGCUUAAGAAAGUAAAGGCUAUUGGCCUGGUUAUUACGGACGGAGGAUGCCUGCAGUCAAUGCUCCCACCCAGCAUGUCUGAGUUUCAAAGGCUUAGAUGCAGAGUUGCCUUCCAUGCUCUUCAAUUUCGCCCAGAAAUUCAGAAGCUUGGUCGACUGAUAAUAAAGAAGCAUCGUGAAAUGCACAAACCUUUCAUAGCAUAUCAUCCUGGACUUACUAGAGAGACGUUGGCAUAUCAUGGCUGUGCAGAACUCUUUCAGGAUGUGCACACUGAACUCAUACAGUACCGAAGAGCGCAAAUGAUCAAACAAGGAAUUGUCAAUGACGAACUUAGUGUAGACUCCCACUUUCGACGAGAUAAUGGCUCAUGUCCCCUGCUGCCAGAAGAGGUUGGCCUUCUCCUUCGAGCUAUGGGCUACGAUCCUCAAACAAAUAUAUAUAUAGCAGGUGCUGAAACUUUUGGUGGUCAACGUGUCUUGAUACCUUUGCUUGCCAUGUUUGAAAAUGCGAGGGAUCGUACUUUCCAUGCUAAUACUGAGUUGCCUGAUUUGGUUGGUCCUGAAACUCGUAUUCCUUCAAAUAAUUUUCAACCAUCUCCAGUCAAAAGUGAAAAGCAACUCAAAGAAGAGUGGAACAGGGCAGGUCCUCGUCCUCGGCCCCUUCCCCCACCUCCGGCCCGACCUAUUUACCAACAUGAAAAAGAAGGGUGGUAUGGUUGGAUUACAGAAACUGACACUGAACCGGACCCUUCACCUAUGGAUUUGAGGCAGCAAGCACACAGGUUGCUUUGGGACGCUCUUGAUUACAUUGUUUCCGUAGAAGCAGAUGCAUUCUUUCCUGGUUUUCAUAAUGAUGGUAGUGGAUGGCCAGAUUUCUCAAAUUUGGUCAUGGGACAUCGGCUGUAUGAGGGUGCUGCUUCCAGAACAUAUCGACCAGAUAGGAAAGUUCUUCAAGAGUUUUUCAACAUGAUCCGCGAUGAUCUGUACCAUCCCAAGCAUAAUUGGACACGUAAAGUAAAGGAGCAUCUUUGGAAAAGCAUGGCUGAGGAAGGCCUUAUCAGGGAAUCUCUGCUCUCAAAACCAACCUCGUUCCUGUCACACCCUGUGCCUGAAUGCUCUUGUAGAGUUCCAUCUGAAGAUUCACAUCAGGUAAAAGGUGAUGAUGGUCGAUUUCUCUACGGAGGUGAGAUUGAUUGCCCUGAAUGGAUGCCGCGUAAGCCAGAAACUUUUACCAUUUGGCAGACUGUAGAACUGGCAAAACUUGAGAAUAAUGGAUCAGCAGAUUAUGAAAGUCCUGUGGUUGAACAGCCAGAAUCUGAUGACACUGGUGACAAAAGCAGCACGACGUCGGCUUUUGAUCAGGAUGAUGAAUGGGAUCCUAACGACUAGAAUAUAAUGUGCAGAAGAUACAGUUUUCUAAAACUAAAGCUCCGUCCGUAUCAAGAGAUGCCUUCUGGAAUGAAUUUUUUUGGGGAGGAAAAAUUUUUGAUUUCUUUUACAUUACAGUUGCAGCUUACUUCUUUGCGGGAAAUAAUAUUCAGAUUUAUUCUUUUGAGUAGAUUUAAGGAAAAUUCUAGGCACAGUAGAAAAAUAUUUGUAUACCUUCAUACACGGCGGGACUUGGUGGACAUGAAACAGUACAGAGGUUCGAUACAGUUGGAAGUUGAAACAAGGUGAAACAUAGAUUCUCUCUCU
Molecule: messenger RNA, 2671 nt
Organism: Tripterygium wilfordii
Lineage: Eukaryota; Viridiplantae; Streptophyta; Magnoliopsida; Celastrales; Celastraceae
Product: protein EMBRYO SAC DEVELOPMENT ARREST 30-like
Exons: 11
Coding region: 398-2365 (655 amino acids)
Cellular component (GO): Golgi apparatus; chloroplast; cytoplasm
Source: RefSeq, a predicted model, not a curated record